Molecule: messenger RNA, 729 nt
Organism: Fulvia fulva
Lineage: Eukaryota; Fungi; Ascomycota; Dothideomycetes; Mycosphaerellales; Mycosphaerellaceae
Exons: 1
Coding region: 1-729 (242 amino acids)
Source: RefSeq, a predicted model, not a curated record
AUGGUCCUUGGCUUGUUGACUGCGAUUGUAGCAUGUCCAGCCAUCGUGGGAACAACCGAAGCAGUCCGCCAUGGCCAGCGAGAGAAUAACAGAGAAGAGCAUCGAGGUCGAAGGCAUAAUCUAGUGGUCACCCUGCUGAAUCGAAGCGAGUACAGCCAACGCUUCGAUGGUGCAUACAUCUUCCUCAAGAACAACAAGCUGUGGAUCGAUACUUCUGGCGUAAGCCGUCGCGAAGGACUCCAUCCAGUGACCAGCUACUUCCUGGCGUACCCGAACAUGGAGGCAGUCUGGCAAGAGCAAGGCUUUCGUAGAGGUGAGGGUAUGGUGACGACUAUCUCCGUCGAACCGCCGUUUCUGAAUUGGGUAUACGUUGAUAACAAGACCCAUGAGGUGAAAUAUGGCGUGCGGACGGAUACUGUCGGGCAGUUGGUGGGGCCCUGGGAUGUCACCAAGACUGAUCGUCGACUGUCGUUUCAAGGAUGGGAGGGGUUUGUUGCUGUUGAAGAGAACGAGGGAGAUUCAAUGUGGGCGCUGUACUUUGACGUUGAGGACGAUGGUCUGCGCGACAACGGCCGGGUGGGGGAUCAGGGCAAGAGGAUGCUUGCUUUGGAGAUAUGGCGAAGAGAACCAAGAGUCGGAUACGACGCUGCCGUGGAGGAGAGGCAAGAUCGGAUACAGGCGCGAGCGGAGCACGAUGGAGAGUCAUCUGUAUCGACGACGGUCUCGUGA